AUGACCAACUUCUUCUCCCUAUUCCUCCCGAUUCUAUUGAUUUUUGUGCCACGUGGAUGCAGUGGACAACAACACGAGAAACGUGUCACUUUUGAGGACUAUUUUCAGUUUGGCAAGAAUGAGUACACGGCGAAGAAUUGGCCCGAUUGUGUGGCUUUUAUGAAGAGAGCGAUCGAUGAUUUUAAACAAUACCAAGAUGACACUGUAAGCUGCCGAAAGAAAUGUGAUCGUCGUAUCAAAACUGCCACGCCAUCUGCCCCUAAAAUCGCCAAGUACCACGAGACAAGUGAGAUCGCAUUGUGUCUUUUGAGAUGCCGGAAGGAUAUGUUUGGAGACCAUCAAACCGUCCGAAAGAUGUCCACAUAUCACGACUUGGAGGAACGGAAACCCUAUCAAUACAUGCAUAUAUGCUAUUAUCAUCAGGGCGAACUUGCGAUGGCAGUGCAGUCAGCGUACACAUUUUUGGUGGCCAAUUCAGAUGAUAAGGAUAUAAUUCAAAGUUUGAAUUGGUAUAUGGAUAGAGAUGGAUAUUCGGAUGAGAUGUUGAUAGAUAUGGAAAGAAAGGAUCAUGAGGCGAAAUUCAUGAAUGGUGCGGAGGCAUACGAUGAACAGGACUGGGGAAGAUGUGUGCAUGAAUUCGAGACUUCUCUCGAGAAAUCUUUGAUUCAAGAUGAAAAGUGCCGGAUUCUGUGUCAAGAUAAAAUAGAUUGGAGUGUGGUGGACGGAAAUCCAGAGCUGGAUAUUCUACUGGCUAGUAUGAGAUCUUCAGUGAUCCGAUGUGAGCAUAACUGUCUUUACAAGCUAUCGAAUAUCAAUGGUCAUUAUGUUGGAAACUUGUUGGCCGCCCAUUUUGAAUAUCUUCAUUACUGUCACUUUAAGUUACAACGAGGAGCUGAAGCCGCGCAAGCUGUCGCUAACUAUAUGUUGUUUGAUGACAACCCGCUUAUGAAGAGAAAUAAGUAUUUCUAUGGGAAACAAUACAAGAAGGAUGAGCUGUUCACGCCAAGUCAGGAAAUGAUGGAUAUUUAUCAGAAGAGAGAGCUGGAAGCAAGAUAUUUGGAGUUUAUGGAGAAGAGAUUUGUGAUUAAGGAUGGAGAGCUCCCACCAGAACAAGCCGAUGACCAUAACCCUCUUCCAAUUGAUUUCCACGUGGAGGAUAAUUUCCCGUAUUCCGAGAUUUCGAAACUGUUGACACCUUCUGAAUGCAAGAUUCUUCGGGCGGAAUUCGACACGAAGGAGAGAGAUAUCUUUGUGAAGGAGUUGGAAGCGAGGGUCAAGGUGCUCUGGCCCAACUCAUCGUUCUCCUCGGUGUCCUGUGGAAGCCAUGUGCGUGAAUCGAAAUGCGAACGAGCCAUCGUCUUCUCGUCGGAGUCGAAUGAUUGUGGGGAGUGGUUGGGUAAAUGGUUCACGGGAUGUGUUGUUGUAUUCUGUGAUCACAAACAUGUCUUGGCUUAG
Messenger RNA from Caenorhabditis remanei, 1455 nucleotides. RefSeq lists its product as uncharacterized. The transcript has 7 exons. NCBI's taxonomy places the organism in Eukaryota, Metazoa, Nematoda, Chromadorea, Rhabditida, Rhabditidae. Gene Ontology annotation, cellular component: endoplasmic reticulum. Gene Ontology annotation, biological process: collagen fibril organization. Bases 1 to 1455 code for a protein of 484 amino acids. Gene Ontology annotation, molecular function: protein binding; collagen binding. The record is from RefSeq and is a predicted model, not a curated record.